Zea mays is the source of this 2069-nucleotide messenger RNA. RefSeq names its product protein NRT1/ PTR FAMILY 8.3. The transcript has 4 exons. The record is from RefSeq and is a predicted model, not a curated record. Gene Ontology annotation, cellular component: membrane. Gene Ontology annotation, biological process: transmembrane transport. Gene Ontology annotation, molecular function: transmembrane transporter activity. Lineage: Eukaryota; Viridiplantae; Streptophyta; Magnoliopsida; Poales; Poaceae. Bases 136 to 1869 code for a protein of 577 amino acids.
AUCCCAGGCUCAGGUCUCCGAGCACGGCACACGACCAGUGAAGCCGCCCGCUCCGCGGCUUGCGAGCAAAAAGCAGGAGCUGGUAGCUUCUUGUAGCUCGUGGCCGGUAGCUUCUUUUAACAGCUGCAGCGGCAAAUGGACGCCGGCGACGCCAUGGAAAAGGGCCAGCGCUCGUCAUCGCGGCUGCCAGAGAGGGGGGCUCCAAAGAUUCAGGAGGAAAGCCUCACGGUGCCACUCAUUCAGAACAAGAAAACCGGGAGCAAAGCACCGGCGGUGGUUCUAGGAUUCGAGUGCCUGGAGAGCACGGCGUUCAAUGGCAUCGGCACGAACCUGGUGGUGUACCUAGAGACCGUCCUGCACGGCAGCAACGUAGCCAGUGCGUCCAGCGUCACCUCGUGGUUCGGCACCAGCUACCUGACCCCGAUCUUCGCCGCCAUCGUCGCGGACACGUUUUGGGGCAACUACAACACCAUCCUCGUCUCGCUCCUCGUCUACCUUCUUGGCAUGAUGCUCGUCACCUUCUCGGCGUUCCUGCCGGCCACCGAGCUCUGCGGAGUCGGGCCCUGGUGCCACCCCAUGCUCGGCUCGCGGAACGUGGCGUUAUUCCUCGGCCUCUACCUCGUGGCCUUCGGCAGCGGCGGCGUGCGCGCGGCGCUGCUGCCGUUCGGCGCGGACCAGUUCGACGGCGACAACGCCGUGGACCGGGAGCGCAGGAUGUCCUUCUUCAGCUGGUACUACAUCUGCGUCGACUUCGGCAUGAUCGUCUCGGGCGUCUUCAUCGUGUGGGUCCAGCAGAACGUCAGCUGGGGCCUCGGCUUCGGCAUCGCCACCGCCUGCAUCGCCCUCGCCUUCGGCGGAUUCGUGCUCGCCACGCCCAUGUACAAGCGCCGGAUGCCCACCGGCACGCCGCUCAAGAGCCUGGGCCAGGUCGUGGUCGCCGCGCUCAGGAAGGCCAGCCUCAGAGUCCCCGCGGACGCCAGCCUCCUCUACGAGGUCCACGACAAGAUCGACGAGCAGCCCAGGAUCACGCACACCGACGAGUUCGGGUUCCUCGACAAGGCGGCGGUGGUCGUGGAGACGGACCUGGACCUGGAGGAGGUGACGAACGACGCCGACGCCGCGGGGUCGUCGUGGAGGCUCUGCACGGUGACGCAGGUGGAGGAGCUCAAGAUCCUGCUGCGCCUGCUCCCGAUAUGGGCGACCAGCAUCGUGCUGUCGGCGGCGUACGCGCAGCUGAACACCACGUUCGUGCAGCAGGGCGGCGUGAUGGACAUGCGGGUGAUGUCGCUCACCGUCCCGGCCGCGUCCAUGGUGUCCUUCGAGGUGCUGUGCGUCCUGGCGUGGGUGCUCAUCUACGGCUCCGCGGUCGUGCCGGCGCUCCGGGCCAUCUCCCCCGCCCGCGGCGAGCCGUCGCAGCUGCAGCGGAUGGGCGCCGGGCGGCUGCUCAUGGCGUGCGCCAUGGCCGUGGCGGCGCUGGUGGAGACGAAGCGCCUCGACGCCGCGGGCCGCGGCGAGUCCGUCAGCAUCGCGUGGCAGAUGCCGCAGUACUUCGUGCUGGCCGGCGGGGAGGUGUUCUGCUACAUCGCGCAGCUGGAGUUCUUCUACAACGAGGCGCCGGAGACGAUGAAGACCAUGUGCACGUCCUUCGCGCUGCUCACCGUCGCGCUGGGGAGCUACAUGAGCUCGCUCAUCUACGCCGUCGUGGACGCGUUCACGGCGACCGGCGGCCGGCCCGGCUGGAUCUCUGACAACCUCAACGAGGGCCACCUCGACUACUUCUUCUGGACCAUGGCGGCGCUGUGCACGCUCAACUUUGUUGUGUACAGUGGGUUUGCCAGGAACUACAAGGUCAAGACGGUUGUGUCAUGAUCCUGCCACCGCCAGCGUACACGAAAAGGGUCCAGUUAGUCAUGCAGUGGCCAGUGGGUGUUGUUAGAUUUUAGGGUUUGCUACUGCUAGGGGGCGUAGAUCAGGGUUAACAAAACCGGUAUUAAACCGGCGCCCGGGAAUGAUUUCCCAGCGGUUUUGUUUUCAAAUUUCAUUCUAAAUUAAAAAAUUUGAUAUUUUAU